AUGACAGAUGCUUCCCUGACGGGCUGGGGUGUGACCUUAGAUGGUCGUCCAGCUCAAGGGGAAUGGGAGGGUCAUCAGCUUGGUUGGCACAUCAAUUGCCUAGAGCUGACGGCUGUAUUUCUGGCCCUGAAAUGGUUUCUCCACCAACUGAGAAGCUGUCAUAAUGUCCUACACAGCUGUCCUACACAACACAGCGACAGUCUCAUAAACAAGUCACCAGGGAGGUCUUUGCUCACGAGCAAAUUUACUGUCCAGGCAGACAUUAUCGACUGGGGAAUGGAAAUCCCACUCAGACAUAGUGUCUCAGAUAUGGACCUGAUUUUACAGAGAGGAAGUGGACCUCUUGGCCUCUUUUCAGAUAACGCAAUGUCUCUUUUACUAUUCUCUAAGUCACCCAGCCCCCCUGGGUCUGGACGCAAUGGCGCACACAUGGCCGGACAAACACCUUUAUGCAUUUCCUCCAGUGGCGCUGAUCCCGAAGGUUCUAGCCAGAGAUCGCCAGCAAGGCUCUUGCCUCUUACUGAUAGCACCACGUUGGCCAAACAGAGUAUGGUUCUCAGGGAUAAUAUCUCUCCUCAACGGCUUGCCAUGGGCAAGUCUGGAGAGGAGGGGCCUUCUGUCUUUUAUGAUAAUGCAUCUCAGGCCCGACCUGUGGAAUCUCCAUGUUUGGCUCCUGAAGGGUACCAACUGAGGGACACAGAUUGCUACAUUUCUGGUUUUCUGCAGGAAAAGCUGUUAGCAGGCUUAUACCCAUCCACUCUCAGGGUUUAUGUGGCCGCUCUUUCGACUUGCCACGCUUUGGUGGACGGGGCGCCGCUCGGUAUUAAAGAUGACCAGGAGGAUCUGAAGCAUUUAAGGAUUGUUUUAAUUGGGAGGAAAGGUACUGGAAAGAGCGCAACAGGAAACACAAUACUGGGAAGAGAACAGUUUCAGAGGAAAUUUGGGUCAAAGUCAGCGACAACAGUUUGUGAGCAGGGAGUUGGUGAAGUUGAUGGUCGAUCAGUCGCUGUUGUUGAUACUCCAGAUCUGUUUGACACAAAAACAAAAAAAGAACAAGUAUUGAAGGAAAUCACGAAAUGUGUUUCACUUUCAUCACCUGGACCUCACGCCUUCAUCAUUGUGUUGAGUUUGGGAAGAUUGACCCAGGAAGACUCAGAGAAUCAGAUGAAGAAGGUCUUUGGUCCUAAAGUUACACAGUUCAGCAUUGUUCUGUUCACAAGAGGAGACGAUCUAAAGGGUAAAUCCAUAGAGGAUUAUGUGAGAGAAAGUAAAUCUGAAGAAUUGAAGAAACUGAUCAGAGACUGUGGAGACCGAUAUCUGGCCUUUAAUAACAGAGAAACACAAGACAGAACUCAAGUGAGUAAACUGAUAAAGAUGAUAGAAGAGAUGAAAACAACAAAUCACGGUCGAUAUUUCACUAACAGCAUGUUUGAAGAGGCAGAGAUGAGCAUUAAAAAGAGAAUGGAGGAAAUACUGAGAGUGAAAGAGAAAGCACAAAAAGAGGAAAUAUAUGCCAAAUAUGAGAUUGAAAUAGAAAACAUGAAGAAAGGAUUGGAGGAAGAGAAAAGAAAAGCAGAUGAGGAAAGAAUCAAAAUUGAAAAUAAAUUUAAGGAAAAAGAAGAAACUCUGAGAAAAGAAUUUGAGGAGAAAGAAAAAACUGAAGAGCAGAAACGAGAGAAAGAGAAACAGAAACGAUUGAAGGAGGAAAAUCAACAAAGAGCUGAAUAUCAUCAGAAGAUAGAAGAGAUGAAGAGAGAGAUUGAACAACAGAGAUCACAGUAUGAAAAAAGAGAGAAAGAGAGAGAAGAGGAGGAGAGAAAAAGAGAAGAGAAAUACAGACAAGAUCAAGAGAAGAUGAAACAUGAACAACUGCACAUUAUAGCAGAAUUACAAAAGAAACAAGAGGAGGAGAAUAUAAAGAGAGAUUUAGAUGAACAGAAGAGAAGUAAACAAGAAGAGAGAGAAAGAAAAGAAUGGGUGAGAAAAAUAAAAGAAGCUGAAAUUGACAGAAAAGAGACUCGAGAAGAAAUUAAACGACAACAAAGAGAAUGGGAGGAGGACAAGAAAAGACAGAUGAGAGAGAGAGAGGAAGACGAGAGAAAAAGAAGAGAGAGACAUGAAGAACAACUGAGAGAAAAACAAGAAGAACUGGAGAAAACCAGAAAGAAAUUUGAAAGAGAGAGAGAUGAAGAAAGACGACAGAGAGAAGAGGAGAGACAGAAACAGAGACAAGAGAGAGAACAGAAAGAGAGAGAAUAUGAAGAGAAGAAAAAUGAAAUUAUGAAACAUUAUGAGAAACUGGAUCGAGAGAGAAAAGAGGAAUGGGAAAGAAAAAGACGAGAAGAUGAUGAGAGAAGAGAAGAAGAGAGAAAGAGAUGGGAGAAAAGAAUUGAGGAUAUAAAAAGAGAAAAAGAAGAAGAGAUCAAAAGAAUAGAAAGAGAGAGAAAAGAAAGAGAACGGGAAGAGCGAGAAGAAAUGAAGCAGGAACAUGAACAGAGAAUAAAAGAGAUGAAGAAGAAACAUGAAGAUGAAGCCAGAAAACAUGCAGAAGAAUUGAAUGAAUUGAGAGAAAGAAAAGAGGAACAUAUUAAAGAACUUAAACAAAAACUGGAGGAGGAACAGAAACAACACAAAUUACUAGAAAAACGUCAUCAACACUUAAAAGAACAGAAAGGUGAAGAAAUAAAUCAGCUACAGAAAGAAAUUAAAGAGCUGAAAAAUAAAUCAUGGUGUGUCAUUAUGUGA
Messenger RNA from Paramisgurnus dabryanus, 2745 nucleotides. RefSeq lists its product as uncharacterized. The record is from RefSeq and is a predicted model, not a curated record. Gene Ontology annotation, molecular function: GTP binding. Lineage: Eukaryota; Metazoa; Chordata; Actinopteri; Cypriniformes; Cobitidae.